AUGGCGGAUUCUCAUGCGCCUGAGAUGUCCGAGGUCGGCAAAGUGCCUUCUGAAGCAGCCAUCAACGCCGAUCUUCCCACUACCGAAACUGUCCAACCUAUCGACGUUCAUCCCGUCGAAGCGCCAACCAUUACCAUCCACAGCGAGAUCCCUGCCGACUCGAGGGCUCCCACGGAGGACAAAAAUGCCAAAGCUGCAACUCCGACGGCGGCCGGGGGCAGCAAACCCACACCACCCGCCGCUAAACCCAAAAUCUCCUACUUUACGCUCCUAACUCGAUAUGCCACCCCGCUGGACAAGGGACUCAUGAUCUUUGGCGCUCUCGGGGCAGCCGGGAGUGGUGCCAUCCUCCCCCUCAUGACCAUCGUAUUUGGUGAUCUCACCCAGAUCUUUAACAAUGCAGCAGUACAUCACCUCGGGUAUGACUACCUCAUGCCGCAGAUCAACGAAAAGGCACUCAUCUUCGUCUACCUCGGCAUCGCCAUGUUUGUCGGCACCUACAUUUACAUGUCUACGUGGCUCUUCACCGGCGAAAACAUCUCCCACCGCAUUAGAGAGGGUUACUUGCAGGGUGUGCUCAGGCAGAACAUCGCCUAUUUUGAUAAUAUUGGUGGAGGGCAGGUCUCCACGCGCAUUAUCACGGACACGCAGAUGGUUCAAGACGGGAUUAGCGAGAAGGUGCCCAUGUUGUUGAUGAACGUGGCCACCUUCGUUGCUGGGUUCUCCGUGGCUUUUGCACAUUCCUGGAAGCUGACGCUCGUUUUGGCGUGCUGUGUGCCUGCUAUUGGCAUCACUGCUGCUAUGAUGGGCAAGUUCAUUGGCAGAUUCACGAUUGCCGGUCUUAAGUCGUACGCGAGCGCGGGUGACGUCGCCGAAGAGACUUUCGCCUCGAUCCGGACUGUUACCUCGUUCAUGGCCCAGGACAAAAUGGCCAAAGCCUAUUCCCGCCUUCUCGACGCAGCUGAAAAGUUCGGUGUGAAGAAACAGAUAGUAAUGGGAAUAGGAUGGGGCGCGAUCCAGUUCGUCGUCUUCGGCACCUACGCCCUCGCGUUUUGGUACGGCUCCAUCCUGCUCUACGACGGCGAGAUCAAUCUCGGAUCCAUCAUGACGUGCUUCUUUUCCGUCCUCAUUGGCGCCUUCGCUCUCGCCGGAACGUCGAGUGAGAUCACCGCUAUCAACUUCUCCAUUGGUGCUGGCACGACCUUGUUUGAGGCCAUCGACCGCGUGCCCGAGAUCGACUGCUACUCGUCGGAGGGGUUCAUGCCAGAACCAGUCCGUGGCCAUAUCAAGGUCGAGCAUGUGGCUUUCAGGUACCCCUCACGGCCGGAAGUCGUUGUCUUGCAUGACAUGACCGCGGACAUCCUGCCCGGCACGACUUGCGCCUUGGUUGGAUCUUCAGGUAGUGGUAAAUCCACCAUUAUUCAGCUCCUUGAGCGAUUCUACAACCCGGAAUCUGGCACCAUCUACCUCGACGGCGUCAAUAUCAAGGAUAUCAACGUGCGGUGGUUGCGGAGACAGAUGGGAUACGUCACUCAGGAACCCGUGCUGUUCAAGGGAACGCUGUGGGAAAAUGUGGCGCAUGGGCUCGUCGGAACAAGCUACGAGACCUGGACGAAGGAGAAAAAAAUGGAGAUCAUUAUCGAGGCGUGCAAAUCCGCCAACGCGCAUAACUUCAUUAUGGCUCUCCCGUUCAAAUACGAGACGCGCAUUGGUGAGCGGGGUCUUCUCCUGUCCGGCGGACAGAAACAGCGCAUCGCCAUCGCAAGAGCGAUCGUCAAGAACCCGCCGAUCUUGCUCCUUGAUGAAGCCACAUCAGCUUUGGACACCGAGUCAGAGAAGCUUGUUCAAGAAGCCCUCGACCGUGCCGCGGAGGGCCGGACCACGAUCGUCAUCGCCCAUCGCCUCUCGACUAUCCGUAACGCAAACCAAAUCAUCGUAAUGGACCGCGGACGCAUCAUCGAGGUCGGCGACCACCACUCGCUCGUUGCCAAAGGCGAAUCCGGUUUCUACGCCAAACUCGUGGAAGCACAGAAAAUCAGCGCGAAAAAGGAGCAGGAGGAAGCGCCCGCAGGCGGUGCCGCACCUCCCGUAGACCCGGAUGCUAUCAUCAUCGACCCCGUGGUGGCCGAGACAGAGGAGGCAGCGAAAUCCCUCCGCCGUGGAUCGCUCCACCGCCGCGAGUCCCGCAAAUCCGCACACUCGCUAGAUUCCACUGCUCUCGGGAAACGCGCCGAGUCGGUAGGCCUUCCCGCCGCCAUCGCCGAUGUGGAGACGGACCGCACCACUUUGGACAUCUUCAAACGGCUUCUUGUUCUCAACCGCCCCGAGGCGUUCUACAUGACUAUUGGUGUGAUUGGAGCCAUCGUCAACGGCGUUACGCAACCAAUUUUUGCGAUCCUCUUCGGUCGCUUUAUUGGGGUGUUUGCUCUUCCAGACUUGAACGAUAUGCGAUCACAGGCGAAUUUCUGGGCGGCUAUGUUCCUCGUAAUCGGCAUCGCGAACUUGAUUGCAAGUUUCGUCAAGUUCGCUAUGUUCGGCAUUAGUGGAGAGAAGUUGACAACGAGGUUGAGGGACAAGAGUUUCAGGGCUAUGAUGAGGCAAAACAUCGCCUGGUUUGAUAUCGAGGAGCAUUCUGUCGGCGCUCUAACAUCCAACCUCAGCAACGACGCCCAAAACGUGCAAAACAUGUCUGGCCAAAUCGCUGGCAACCUCAUCGAGCUCGCCGCCUGUAUCGCCGGUGGCGCCGUCGUUGCCGUCUCCACGGGCUGGAAACUUGGUCUUGUCGUGCUCGCCACUCUCCCGCUUAUGAUCGCCGCCAACAAAUGGCGUAUGGACCUCAUCCGUAAGGGCAACCAAGCCACCAAGGUGUAUUACGAGUCCAGCGCGCAGGUCGCGUGCGAGGCUGUUGGGUCGAUGCGCACAAUCGCGGCGCUGACGAGAGAGAACGAUGUGGCGAACACGUAUCAUAGGGAUCUGGAGACCCCCUUGGCGAUUGGGCACCGGAAUGCUUUUGGAAACACGGCCAUCUAUGCUAUGUCGCAGACUAUCACGUUCUUGAUCAAUGCGCUUGGGUUCUGGUAUGGAGGGAGGUUGAUUGCCACUGGAGAGUACGCCGGUCAAGAGGGCUUCAAGACAUUCUUUACAACCUUUAUGGCCAUCACCUUCUCUUCGCAAGCCGCUGGACGCGUUUUCUCCCUCAUGCCCGACGUCGGCAAAGCUAAAGACUCUGCUCAGUACAUUCUCAACCUCUUCGACCGCACGCCACCGAUUGACUCCUGGAGCACCGAGGAGAAGACCCACGUCGACAAAGAGGCCGUCCAAGGGAAGGUCGAGUUCAAGGACGUGCACUUCGUGUACCCCAACAGGCCUUCGAUUAAGGUUUUGAAGGGAUUGAACUUGACGAUUUUGCCGGGUCAGUUUGUGGCGUUGGUCGGGCCCAGUGGGUGUGGUAAAUCCACCACCGUCGGUCUCAUGGAACGCUUUUACGACGUCGACCGCGGCAGCGUGGACGUCGACGGCGUGCCUCUCACGUCGCUUAACAUCCACACUUUGCGAUCCUUCGUCUCGCUUGUCGGACAAGAACCUAACCUGUACGACAUGACCAUCAGAGAGAACAUCGUCUACGGCUUGCCUGCUGAGACCAUUGCAGGGCUGAGCGAGGAUGUGAUCAUCAAGGCGGCCAAGGACGCGAACAUCCACGAGUUCAUUACGGGCUUGCCGGAUGGGUAUAAUACCUCGUUGGGCGGCAAGGGAGCGCAGUUGUCUGGGGGACAGAAGCAGCGUAUCGCAAUUGCGCGCGCCCUCAUCCGCCAGCCCAAGAUUCUCCUGCUCGACGAAGCGACCUCAGCAUUGGACGCAACCUCGGAAAAAGUGGUCCAAGAAGCGCUCGACAAGGCCGCGAAAGGGCGCACGACCAUCGCGAUCGCCCACAGACUGUCGAGUAUCAAAUCGGCGGACGCAAUCUACGUGUUCAAGGACGGUGUUGUCGCCGAGAGCGGCACGCAUGCGGAGCUGAUCGAGCAGAGGGGCCUGUAUUACCAGAUGGUUAUCCAGCAGGACUUGGGCGAGGAGUAA
This is a messenger RNA of Fimicolochytrium jonesii, 4074 nucleotides long. Its product is annotated as P-loop containing nucleoside triphosphate hydrolase protein. Gene Ontology annotation, cellular component: membrane. The transcript has 7 exons. Gene Ontology annotation, molecular function: ATP hydrolysis activity; ABC-type transporter activity; ATP binding. Gene Ontology annotation, biological process: transmembrane transport. NCBI's taxonomy places the organism in Eukaryota, Fungi, Chytridiomycota, Chytridiomycetes, Spizellomycetales, Powellomycetaceae. The record is from RefSeq and is a predicted model, not a curated record. Bases 1 to 4074 code for a protein of 1357 amino acids.